This is a messenger RNA of Cladocopium goreaui, 1493 nucleotides long. NCBI's taxonomy places the organism in Eukaryota, Dinophyceae, Suessiales, Symbiodiniaceae. The record is from the annotation of a GenBank genome assembly.
CUCUAAUUCUGCGUUGGCCACGACAAGGCGGCGAUGGCGCGGCGCCUUGCGACCCUGGCGACCCUGGCGACGGCGACGGCCGUCGCGGCCGGCGCACCUCAGGAAUUCAAGAGCUAUGAAGACUUUAAGAAGGACAUGGUGAAUGCAGGCAAGGGAGCAACGGACUUCACAACCUUCUCUGAGGCCUGGGAGCGAUACCAGCAGUUUGCGGAGUAUCUCCACAAGCAGGGAAACAAGUCUCCCUUUGGAUUUCACAAGUUCUUGACCGACUACCAGCAGUACAUGGAUUUCAAUCAUUACAUGGGCAAGGGCGUUCAUCAACAGGGCGAUGCUAGCUCCCACUUCAAGGACUUCAUGGACUUUGAGAAGUUCUUGUCAUAUCGCCAAGGUGGUGCAGAUGCUCCGAUGAUGGCAGCAGACAAAGGAUCUGAUGAGGGUGAGUCGUCCGGCUUUGGUGGCUUUGCCGGAAAGUUCGUCCCUAGCGACACAACCGAGGGCGGCCCUAAAGGCGGUCUAUCUGGUGUCACCAACGACUUCCGACAUUACAUGGACUAUUCCAAGUACAUGGACAUGUUCCACAAGUAUACCAAGAAGGAUUGGAUGUCAGAGUGGCAGCAGUUUCAGAAUCAGAGCAUGCAGCAACAAAAUGUGCCCUACAACGCCAAGGAUUGCCAAACUGAGGAGCAACUCAAGCAGUGGCGCCAGAAGCAAACGGACACUGCCAAGCAAUGGAUUCCUGACAUGUACCAGGGGCCAACCCUUCAGAGCAUCGACCAGGACUACAAGGAGAACUUGGAGCGCAUCAAGAAGGGUGGCAAGGCAGACAGCAAGGCCGUGGACGCUGCGGUAGAGCCCGACUCGUCGUAUCCUUUGACUUUGGUCAAGGCGCCUGUGGCUACGCUGAGCGCCAAGCCCAGCACUGAGGGUGCGCGCAAGGCGCAGUCGGUGACCGAGCUUGUCGCCUGGCGAGGACGCAUGGGAGCGUUGGUGGAUGCUCUCCCCACGCAGGAGCAAGCAGAAUGGGACCAAGUCUUUGAUGGUGAGAUGAAGGCCGCCUUUGAUCGCCUGAAGAUGGGCGCCAGCGAAGUACAAACUCGGAGGCGCGGAGCAGCGCCACCCAGCGCGCUGGUCGAGAAGGCCCCAAAGAGUGGCAUGCUGGAGUUCAGCCGAACGAUGCUGGUCUUCGUGGUGAGCUUCAGCGUGCCGGUGGCGGGCAUGUACGUCUACCGGGCGGUGAAGCAGGCAUCCGUGGGCACUGACUUGGAUGCCGCGUUCUUGAGCCUCGGGGCUCCAGGUGAGCCGUAGACAUGGGAUGCGCUCUUUGUGGCAUCCGAGGUUCAUUUUGCAAGGUUAGGUCUGACAGAAGCUGCCCAGUUGGUGGCGGUGAAUUUUCUGCGCCUGGCACUUUUGUUGUGGGCCAAAAAAGGGAUGCCAAAGUGUUCGAGACUUGAGAGGCUGUGCCAGAGGUUCCCAAAGCAUGGCCUUUGACCUGG